AUGCCACAAAAGAUGAACAAUGAACAAAUUGGUGUUUCAUCUAUAUCAUCAUCAACAUCCACCAGGACAACACCAGCUCAGGACAUCAGCAGCAAUCACAGUGCGGCAACAACUGCGCAGCUCAUCAAGGUCAAAUCAACAGGCAGCACUAGCAACAGCAACAGCAACAACAACAACAACGAUAUUGCAACAUUAGUGACAAAGAUCCAAGCGAUAAUACCGGAUACGCCCAUUGUGUCGAUUGCCGCUGGCACGUUGAGUGAGAGCACAACAACAACGACAUCGACUAAGACGACACCGACGCCCUAUUUCCAGGAGCAGUUAACCACCUUAAUGUCGCACAAUGUGAAGCUGGAGCAGCGUCCAGCCAAUGACAGCAGCAACAAUGCGGGUGCAGGUGCGGGUGCGGCUGCAGUUGGCAGCACCACAAAAAGUGCAGUUGGCAGCACCCACAACGCAAGUGGCAGCACCGAAAACUCAACAGCUGCUGCUGCUGAAGAUCUUUGCCAAAAUCAUGUGGCUUGUGAUAAGAAAAGCCCGAGUCCAAGUCCGGCCAAUAACAAUGCAGUUGCCACCGCAACAGCCACCGCAACAGCAGCUGCUUCUAUUCCUGUCUCUGUUCCUCCUGCAGUCGAGAGCAGCAGCAAUAGCAAUAAGGAGGCCUCUGAAAGUGGCAGCAAAACUGCCAGCAGCUUAAAGUUGACGCCACUGUUGCGAGUCAUGGGACAACCGGCGCCGGAUGUGAUUGCGACGGCAACGGCGUUGCAUCAACGCAGUGGCGCCACCACCAAGGGCAAGACACAAGAUGACCAGAACGUGGGCAAGCGUCUGAAAAAGAAAAAGACAAAAUACGAUACGUGGGAAGAUAGCGAUUUCAAUGAUCUCGACGACGCAUCGUUGAAGAAACUACUCGAAGAAGCUUAUUGGUAUCGCAAUCCUGGCGACAGGAAAAACAAAAGCGAGCGUUUUCUGCAAAUGCUCAAAAAGGCUGAGUACGACGAGGAGAAUUCUUAUCGUGCCAUUAAAAACUCGUUAGCACGCAACACGUCCGCCGCAUCAGCAGCAGCAGUAGCAGCAACGUCCAGUGGCGGCGGUGGCGGUGGCGGUGUCUAUCAUCACAGCCACAGCAGCAGCGUUGGCAGCGCCAGCAACUUUGCAGCAGCAGCGCACAACAACAGCAACAUCAAUUGUAAUAGCAACAGUUAUACAACAACAACAACAGCAACAAAUCAUCGUUCAGGGAAUCAGCGACAUAAGCAAGGAGGUUCAUUGCAGGAUUUGGUGGAGGCGACGCAUCGCAGCGAGCUGGCAACGACGUCAGCAGCAGCUGCAACGGCAGCAACGCAACGUUUCAACUGUGAUUAUCAGCUGGGUGGCAACGCCGCCAAUCGUGCCAAUCGACGACAGCAGCAGCAAAGCAACAACUGCAACAACAGCAACCAAAACACCGCCUUGGCCAGCAAGAAAACCAAGAACAACAACAACAGCAGCAACAGCAACUCGUCUGUUUCAGCGAGACAACGAGAAGGCGGAAGUCUGCCGAGCAGCGUUAAUCUCGAGGCGAGCAGCAUGGAUGCAAAGCUGAAGCAAGCGCUCAUGAUGAGCGACAAUGCUCAUGAUCCGAAUGCCAGCAACAGCAGCAACAGCAACAACAACAACAGCAGCAGUUUGCCCAGUCAACUGAAUGAGACGGGCACAAGAACAACAACCACAACAACAACGGCAGCAACAUCAUCGUCAUCAUCAUCGAGGAUAUUCGAUGAUUUUGAUGAUGUUGAUGAUGUCGUUGCAGCAAUGCAGCGACAGCAGCGAAAUCAGCAACAACAACCACAACAACCACAACCACAACAAUUUGAUAAUCCGUUGGAGGUAAGCGAUGACGAUUCAGAUUCUUGUAUGUUGGAAUUCCAAUUGGACGACACUCUGUGGGAGAUAAUCUUUCACGCGCUUGCUGAGCCCCAACCAACUGGUGAACAAUUGGAAGCGUUACGUGAGGCGCGCAAAGCAAAGAGAAUUCCCAGUUCAUCGACGACGACGACGACGAAUCACAUGUCCUUCAACUGCGAGCAGUUGCUCGGCGCUCUCAAUCAACAGAUGCAAAAGCAACAGCAACAUCAACAACAACAACAACAGUAUCCGAGCGAAGGCAACAACAAGGAUUCGGGAGUGCCUGUUAAAGAGUUCCUAAUCGAUGAUCCGCUUCAUUUUUCCAUGCUGGAGCAGUCCUCUAAAAAUCAGCAACUGUUGCUGCAACAACAGCAACAACAACAACAGCAGCAGCAACAACAACAGUUUGCCGGCAACAACAAUGCGGCCGGACAGUUUUCACUCAGCAUGGAGGAUCACAAGCGCAAAGUGGAGACUGGAUAUGUCUCCUUCAAUGACAGCUACACUGCCUGCUCCUCCGUUUAUGGCGUUGGCGGCAUUAGCGGUGGCUCCGGCACCGGUUCUGGCUCAUCCUCCGGCUCCGGCAGUGUCAAUGAUGGCGCCAGCAAGUCUGGCUCAGUGGCUGGAUCAUCGGAGAUGUUUGCCAGCGGUGCGUCUGACAUGCGACCAGCGAAGAUGGGACGCAUGAUGACAGCGGCGGCGGCAGCUGUUGUUGCCUCGCAUGGGGCCAAGGCCACAACGCGCCAGUUCGAUGAGAAUGGAAAUGCGUUAAGUGACAGCUACGCUGGCGGCAGCAACGUGUGCAACAGCAACUCAAGCAGCGGUGGCUCCUCAUCCACUCAGCAGUUUACGACGCUCAUCAGCUCGGCUUUAAGUACUGGCAGUGGUUGCCAGCAACAACAACAGCAACAACAGUUGCAGCAGCAACAGCGCUCAAAUAGUGUGUCCACAUUGCUGUCCACUGGCAACUCGAAUGGAGCAGCAACCACAGCGAUGGCAGCAGCUGCUGCUGUUUCGGCCACGUUCAACAAUCAGUUGCAGCAGCAGACGCCAAUGAUUGCCGGAGCUGUAUCCUCCUCCUCAACAACAGCAACAACCACAUCGCAACAGCAGCAACAACAGCAACCACUGACUAAACUCAAGUCGAAGAAAAAGUCACAGCAGGAGAGGAAUACAACAACUGUGGAUGUGGAGUCAGUGGCUGGUUAUCGAGGCAAAGAUCCCGUCGAGCAGUUGGUGAAAUACAUUGAGAACGAUGCGAAUGCAUCGUCAUCGAAUGCUGCUGUGCAGCAGCAGAAGAAGAAGGAGCGCAAGAAGCAGAACAAGCUGAAGAAAUGCAAUUCACUCGAAGAGCUGCGCAGCUGUGCCAAGAUCGAAGUCGAUGAACUAAAGCGUCAGGCAGCAACCACCGAAAUGAUGCGCAACAAUGGCAACGGCAGCAGCAGCAACGGCGGCAGCAGCAACAGCAGCAGCAGUGGCAACAAGAAAGGAGGCGGCAACAAGCAUAAUUCAGCCUCGGUGGCGGACAUCAACAAGAAUUGUAACAAGGAGCAGCAGCAACAGGAGCAACCAACUUCGUCUUCUUCUAAAGCAACAUCCCGGAAAGGCGAACGCCGCUCUUGGGGCACCGAAGAGUUGCAAUAUUUGGGUGAACCAACGCUGAACAACUGGACUGAACCAUUGCCAAGUGCAAUGUCUGAAACAAUGUUGCCAGCAGCAACAUCAACAGCAGCAGCAACAGCAACAUCAUCAUCCACAACAUUGUCUGCUUUGGCGUUGCCAACAUUAGCUCGCAUGUCCGAGUUGGAGGCGUUGAACACGGUGCUCAGCGAGACGGCCGAGUUUCAUGUGGUCACCAAGAAGAAGAAGCCAAAGAAACAACGCGCCGUCACGAUGGACGAUGCUGCUGUGGCAGCGGCAGCCACAACCGGUGGCAACUUGCAGCGCAUGCAACAGAUAACAAAGUCUGCCUCAUCGAACAUGAUGUCGCAACGUUUGCGUAGCGAUUACUACAACAAUCAUUACGGCGGACAGCAGCAGCAACAGUAUAAUAAUAAGCAGCAGCAGCAGCAGCAACAAUAUCAACAGCAGCAGCAGCAAUCAUCAUCGCAUCAUCAACAGCAGCAGCAAUCACAUGCCUCGCAUGCCACAAGCGGAGCAGCUUCCUCCUCAUCAUCGUCUGCUCAAGACAAUUCGCGUCGCAAGUCAACAUCGUCGAUGCCGCCAUCGGAGAAAUCCGAUUCCAGUGAUCUCGAUUCGGUGCAUUCGCUGCCCAUACAGACGGGCAAGAAGAAGAGCAACAACAAGCGCGCUGCCGUCCAGGCCAAGCACACCGCACACAAGAACAACAACAACAACCAGAGCAACCAAAACAACAACAACAACAACAAUUCACCUGCGCCAAUUUCGUAUGCGGACAUUGCGCGCAACAAACGCGAAGCUUUGGCCAACAACAACAGCGACGAGUUGGACGCCAAUGAAGCCAAUGUUGCUCAACAGCAACUGCAACUCGACAGCAGCAACAGCAGCAGUGCCAGCAACAGCAGCGCCAGCAGCAACAACAACAACAACAACAAGCUGAAGGCCAAGUCAAAGUUGCGUCCCGAUUUCCCUGAGUUGCCUGGCGCAAUUUCAGGCGCCACAGUUUCAGCUGCUGCUGCUUUGAUCAGCUACUCGCAGAGCUUGAAUGCAACAGCAGCAGCAGCAGCCACAGAGGAUACCGAGGAGCAGCAACCACUACAGUUGUUGCCAUCAACAUCAGCAACAACCGCAGCAACAACAGUUGCCAAUGUAACGCCAACAAGCAGUACAAAUGCUGCUUCGAUUGUUGCUGCUUCGGUGUCGGCGCCGCCAGCGUUGCAAAAGUCCAAAAGCGUUGAACACGAUGCGAGCAGCUACAGCAGCAAUCUCGAUCUGCAAUAUCCGGCACUGGAGAAGACCGUAAAGCGUCACAGCGUCAACAACGUGUCUGCGUUGCCAUCAACAACAGCAGCUGGAAGCAACAACAACAGCUACAACUUUGCAGCAGCAGCCAAGCAAUUGGAUGUGACGCCCACAGGAGCAACUACCUCAGUCUCAAUCAAGGCGAAAACAAAGCCAAAGGAGCUGUCGCCCACCAACAGCAACAACAGUAGCAACAGCAACAACAGUAGCAGUAACAACAACAGCAAGAAGCUGGAGAAGCAAAAGUCAACAACAACAACAAUAACAACUAGUCAGGAGGAUGCCUCAACACCUCCUCCAGUUAGUUUUAGCUUUGUUAGCUGCGGCACAGCAACCGGAAGUGGCAUCAUUACGUUCAAAACAACAGCAGCCACUCAAACGGAUGGCGUGAAGAAGAUCAACAGCAGUGGAACAACCUCAACGGGAGCUCAGACACAAACAUCGGCGCUGCCGGCGGCGGGCAAUCGACCGGCAGUGAUAAUACUCAACGAUGAUCGCGACUCGAAGCUGGGCAGGCUCAACAACGAGUUCAUCUUUGGCGACUUCAACGAGGACGAACUGAAGCUCUUCGAUGAUGUCAGUGAAAAGGAGCUGACCGAGGUUGACAAGGUUGCCAAGUCGUCAUCGUCGUCGUCGUCGUCCACGUCCACAGUUUCAACGGGCACGUUGACUGAAGUUUCCACACCGCCAACAGUUGCUACCACCGAUGAACAGCAACAGCAGCAGCAGCAGCAACAACAGUUGCAACUCCUGUUGAACGAUUCAAAUGAUAAUUCAGCGUGCAUGGACAUGCUGUUGAUCUCAGGGCAGGCGGCGCAGUCGUCACCCAAUGCAGCAAACACAACGUUGAUGGCAGCCAACAGCAGCAACAACACUAGCAACACUAGCAGCAACAACGUUAACAAUUCGUCCACAUCCUCGACAGCUUCGUCGUCCGCCUCAUGCUCAACCUCGGCCUCCUCAUCGACGCUGAGCAGCAGCAGCAAUGCAAAUGGAAAUGCAAAUGGAAAUGGAAAUUCGAAUGAUGCCAACGCUCUACAAUCUGCCACAAAUGUGGCAAAUCAAUCGAACGACAGCGGCAUCUAUGCCACAGCAAACACUUCAUCGACAUCAACAUCAACUUCAACUGCUGGGCACAUCAAGGAUCAGGUGAAUCAUUUCCUCAGCAAGGCGAGCAGCCACAGUCAUCACAGCAGCCACAGCAGCAGCAGUUGCAGCAGCAGCCACGAUGAUCCGUUGCUCCCAAUGCAACAGCUCGAGACGUGCAACGACAUCGAAACUGCCAUCAUUGCCGCUGCUCGCGCUGCAGCCGAAGCUGCACUCAGCACCAACUCGAGUCGCCGCAACUCGCAGGAGCAACAGUUGCAGCUGAGCGGCAAAUCGAAAGUGCGACCAGCUCUUUAUAUGACCUACGAUGAUGCCACAGCUGCCACAGCGUCGGCAUCGGAGGGUAAAGAUGAGGAAGCUGCUCAGCUGCGCGAAUUGAGCUUUAUGCCUGAUCUGAAGAGCGAUUUUGUUGCCGCUGCCCCAACAUCAACAGUAACAGCUGCUGCUGCUGCCAUCACGCUGCCACUGCCAUUGCCGCUGCCGCUCUCCACGCAACUGUUGCCACGUUUGGCGAUGCAGGCCAACACCGAACUCAUUGUGGAAUACAUCACCAACUCUUGGAAUGCGGUGGUGAAAAGCAAACACGUCUACAUCUACAACGAGGAGAAUGAGUCGCAAACUUAAGAGGCAACAUCAAAAACCAUCUCCAUCCAUCAGCUCACAACAACAACAGCAACAUGAACAUUGGCAACAGCAGCAGCAACAGUUGCUUAGAUAAUUCCUUCUUUAUAUUAUUUCAUUUUUAAUAUAUAUUGUACAACAUGAUCAGCGUGUAGAAAUUUGUGUUUGAAGGCCACAAAAGAGUCAUAGAUAGAGGAGAUUUUGAGAUCGGUUUUUUUUUUGGCAGCAAAAGAUAGCGAAAAGAAAUCCAUGAAAAAUGUCCCCUAACUAUAUUUAUGUAUAUCUUUAUUUUGCGAGACAUUUAUCUGUUUGGUUAAUCAAUAACAACAACAGCAACAACAAAAAGGGAAAUCUAUUUAUUUAGAUAUUUAGAAAUUUAGCAUUAAUCUUCAAAGUUUUAACGCGCAUUUGAAAAUGUUUUUUGUUUUUUUUUUCCUCUUUGUUAGCAAUUUUCUUUUUUUUUGUUUGUUUUUUUUUUCCUUUGAUUAUGAAGUAUGCAUAACUAUAAAUAUUAUAUAUAUAAACAUAUUAUUAUAAAGAGAUAAUUAAAUAUUUAAAAUAUGAAUUUUUGUUUAGAACUCGGAAAGAAACGAGAUCUAUUUAUAAAAAAAGAAGAAACAAGAAAAAUGCCUAGAUAAGUUUAUAGUUUUGUUAGGCUUAAGGCAGAGAAAGAAGAAAAUGAUGUCGACAUUGAAAGAAAAGAAAAGAAAAGAAAAGAGAAGCAACAAAACAAAAGAAAAUGGAAAAGGAAAAGGAAGAAAAACAUAAAUUUAAAACUAAAUAUUGUGUAUGUAAAUAAGAGAAAGAAAAAAGAAAAACAAGAGGGAAAAAUUCUAGAAACAAAGAAAUUUGCGUUUAUAUGUAUUUAAACUAUUUGAUAUAAAUCAAAUCGAGAUAUAUAUGUAUAAAAAAAAGAAAGGAAAGAAAGAAAGAACACACAGAAUAUUAAGAAUAUUAAACGUAGUCAUGUAAGUUGCAACAUAUUAUAAAUGUGUGUGGCAUGCCACCACAAACAAAUCAGCCAUAAGCCUAAUGAGGUGAAGCGCACUUGAACGAAAAAUGCCGCCGUUUAGCAGAGCCAAAACACACACACACACACUUUACACUCACACACACACACACACACACACUUUACACUCACACACACACACACAUCCAGAAAAAAGGCUUUGAAGUAGUAAAAGAAAAAUAUAUGAAUAAAGUUGAAAAAGAAAAAUAAAAAACUAAAAAAAAAAACAGAAGAAAACAAAAAACAAAAAAUGAGAGCGUUAGUAAUUUAACAAAAAGAAAGGAAAAACAAAAAAAUAGCGAAGCAAAAACAUAAAAAUCAAAUCAAAGCGUAGACAUUAAAAAAGAAGCAUCAACUAUAAUAUUACAAAUUAAUAAAUAAUAAUGCAGAAACACACACACACAUACAUUUUUUUUUAUACAUACAUAACAUUUAACAAUAAUUCGUAAUAAUAAUAAAUGAUAAAAAAAAAGAAAAAAACGCGUAAACCGUUUCAAAAAUCAUUGUAAGUCUAAGCAACAACAACUACAACUAAAAUCGAAAAAGCGAAACAUCAUUAUUAUUAAAUAUUAAAAAAGAACUAAAAAAUAGAAGAAACAAGAAAAUUAUUUAAAUCAAAUUCUUAAAAAUAAUAAAAUAAACAUAAAUUUUCAAAAGCAUUACAAACAAAAAAAAACUCUAAAUGCCGCAUUGAAAUGUUUCAAUUUUAAAGUAGCAAACUAUAUCAAACAAAUCUUAAAACUAAAUCUGAGAGAAUGUCAAAGAAAAAAAACUAAAAAAAAAAAAGAAAAAGAUAAUGCAGUUAGUUGGUGUUCAGUGUGUAAAAAAAAAAAAUAUAAAACGCUUUGGAGAAUGAGAAAAGCUAAAAAGAAAAACGAAAGCCUCCCUCUCACACACACACACAGAAUAGCGCUGUCUCUGUCUCAUGAUCAGCUCGCACAUAACCUCAAAAAUUCGAUAACAGUUAAAAGCUAACAAUUAUAUAGAAAGAUAUAAUAAUAUAUAUAAAUAGAUAUACAUAAAUGUGCUAGGCUAUAAUAUAAAUGUUUCUUAUGGGUGUAUUUAUGUAAUAUAUAUAUAAUAUAUUUACUAAAUGUGGUGGAUCGUGUGUCUGUCUCUCUAUAUAUAUACAUAUAUGAUAAAGAUUAGGCUACACACUCUCUAUAUACAUACAUACAUACAUACACAUAUAUUCCUACCUAAAACUGAUUGUAAUCAAAUUCAAUGUUGUUUUCCUUUUUUUUUUGCCAUUCGCCCCGAAUUUCAGUGCACUUCUCAGCCUUGCAGUAAGUGAGAGUGAGAGAGAGAUAGAGAAAGCGUGGGAGAUCUUGCACAGCACUCGCACAAAAGCUAAGUGCUGUGGCACUCGGCUAUCCAGGGCUGCAUUCGCUGAUAUUAUGCAAACAAGAACAACAACAGAGAACAGAGAAAAUAAAGUUAGUUUUUAUGAUGUGGCUCGAGCUUCGUGUUUGGCAGCAGUUGGCUAACAGACCAAAGUAGCAUUAUUUACAUAAAUAUUAACUAUAUAAAUAAAAAAUAUACAUAUAUAUAUAUAUUAUACAUACACACAUAUAUCAGCUAUAUUUCUAUUCAAAAUUUCGACUUUUUAAUGUGUGUGUGGAACAACAAAUAUUAUUUUCGUUAAAGCGAUAAGGAAAAGGAUAGAGAACGCGAAAGAGAGCGAGAGAGAGAGAGAGAGAGUACUAUGGAUCAUAGACAGACUAAAAUUAAGUUUAUUUGAUAGCUAAACAAGCAAGAAGAAGAAGAAGCACUUAUAUAUAUUAAUAAAAUACGCUCUGUAUUAGAAUUUAAAGAAUUACUUAUCCGAAGAUCGAGUGAGUGCUAACUGUUUAUAACUAUGUAAGUGUGCGUGUGAAUGUGUAAGUGUGUGAGUGUGUGUGAAUGAUGAAAAACUAACCUCUAAAAUUUAUAUGAAUGUAUACUUCUUAUAUACUACAUAUAUAAAUAUAUAUAUGUUUGUACUCUACUACCUAAAACUAAACUAAAUUAAAUGCUACUACUACUACGAGUAUAAAAUAAAAUAAAAAACAAAAACAAAUAUAUAAAUACAAUUACAAUUACAAUUACCAACUACAAUUACAAUUACGACGAUCUAUAACAACAAAAAAAAAACAAAGAAACUAAUACCUUCCCCGUCUUUAA
Drosophila sulfurigaster albostrigata is the source of this 9730-nucleotide messenger RNA. RefSeq names its product serine-rich adhesin for platelets. The record is from RefSeq and is a predicted model, not a curated record. Lineage: Eukaryota; Metazoa; Arthropoda; Insecta; Diptera; Drosophilidae. Bases 1 to 6561 code for a protein of 2186 amino acids. The transcript has 6 exons.